Messenger RNA from Rhododendron vialii, 3563 nucleotides. RefSeq names its product disease resistance protein RPV1-like. NCBI's taxonomy places the organism in Eukaryota, Viridiplantae, Streptophyta, Magnoliopsida, Ericales, Ericaceae. Gene Ontology annotation, molecular function: protein binding; ADP binding. The coding region runs from base 1 to 3354 and encodes 1117 amino acids. The record is from RefSeq and is a predicted model, not a curated record. Gene Ontology annotation, biological process: signal transduction; defense response. The transcript has 6 exons.
AUGGCUACUUCGGAAUCCCAAAAUCCCGAACUCAUCAAAGGUAGAUACGACAUUUUCUUGAGCUUCAGGGGCUUAGACACCCGCAAGAAGUUCACCGAUCACCUCUACCACGCUCUCACGCGUGAGGGGUUCCGUACAUUCAGAGACAACGACGAGAUCGAGAGGGGUGAGGAUAUCGAGCUUGAGUUGUGGGAAGCAAUCCGGAAUUCGAGGAUGUCGGUGAUCGUGUUAUCGGAAAGCUACGCUAAUUCGACGGCCUGCCUGUGUGAACUCCAGGCGAUUGUCAAGCUCUAUAAGAAGUCGGAUCAUUUCAUUUUGCCUGUGUUUUACGAGGUGGAACCUGAGGAGCUCAAGGAGCAGUCAAAGAAUUUGGUGUUCAAAGAAAAGGAAGUGAAUGUUGAGAAAGUGAAGGGAUGGAGUGCAGCGCUUAACGAGGUUGCGAGCAUGGCUGGGAUGGUUUCCCGGAAGGAAUCUCAUGGAUAUGAAGCCAAGUUCAUUGAGGAAAUUGUUGGUGAACUCAAAAGCAAGCUACCUGGCAAGCAAUUGAGGGUUGGCGAUCAUCUAGUAAGUAUGGAUUUGCGAACCAAUCUUGUUACUUCAUGGCUAAAAGAUAGGUCAACCGGGGUUGACAUUCUUUUGAUAUAUGGAAUGGGUGGAAUAGGGAAGACGACAAUUGCUAAAGUUGUUUUCAAUUCAAACCAUGGUAGGUAUGAUGCUGCUUGUUUUCUCCAAAAUAUUAGGGAAGUUGCCAAAGGACACAAUGGAUUAGUUUGUUUACAAAGACAACUUCUUUCAGAUAUUUUGAGGAAAGAAGAGCGCGAAGUAAACGAUGUUGAUGAUGGAUGUAGGAGGAUGAAGUAUGUGUUAAGAAACAAAAGAGUUCUUCUUGUCCUUGAUGAUGUGGAUCAAACAGACCAACUAGUUGCAUUAGCUGGCCAACAAGAUUGGUUUUUCCCAGGAAGCAAAAUUAUCAUAACCACUAGGAUCGAGAGCAUGAUGAAUGCUGAUGAAAUUUAUGAAGUGUAUAGGCCUGGAAAAUUAUCCCAUGAUGAAUCACUUGAGCUUUUUAGUUGGCAUGCUUUUGGACAAAAACACCCCAUUCAAGGUCACAUGGACUUAUCGAAAAGGUUUGUACAACAUUGCGAUGGACUUCCUCUAGCUCUUAAAGUAUUGGGCUCCUCUGUACGACGGAAAAACAUAGAUAUAUGGGAAAGUGAGUUACAGAAAUUGGAAACAACUUCUUGUAAUACAAUUCUGGAAAAACUUGAAAUAAGUUAUGAUUCUCUAAAAGAUAACCACGAUAAAAAUCUAUUCCUGGACAUAGCUUGUUUCUUUGUUGGACAGCAUAAAACUGAAACAAUCACAAUACUAGAAGGAUGUGAUUAUGCUGCACUUGCUGGAAUUCAUAAUCUCGUCGACAGAAAUCUCUUGCAAAUUGUGAAUGAGAAGUUGCAAAUGCAUGAGUUACUUCAGGACAUGGGAAAACAAAUUGUUUACCGUGAAUCUAAUUAUCCGGAGAAGCGUAGCAGAAUUUGGGGCCCUAAAGAAUCCUUCAACAUUUUGCAAGAAAAAAUUGGUACGAAAAAAAUUGAAGGCCUCACACUUGACAUUAGCAUGUUGAGAAAUUCAAACAUGGUUGUCUUUGAAGCAAAUACAUUUGAAAAGAUGUAUAAUCUGAGACUACUCAAGAUGACUAGUGUAAAACUCUCUGGGACUUAUAAGGCAUUUCCCAAAAGAUUACGAUGGUUGUAUUGGCGUGGUUUUCCUUCAAAAUCUUUCCCCAAUGAUUUUCCUCUGGAGAACUUGGUCUCUCUUGACAUGCGCUAUAGCAACUUGAAACAAGUUUGGAAAGGAGCCAAGGUUCUUGGAUCAAUGAAAAUUUUAAAUCUCAGUCACUCCCCAAAAUUGGUGAAAACUCCAGAUUUCUCGAGAAUCCCCAACCUAGAGAAAUUGGUUCUCAAAGCUUGUCCAAGUUUGUUUGAGGUCCAUGAAUCCAUCGUAGAACUACAAAGGAUAGAGUCACUGAAUCUACAAGAUUGCAAAAAUCUGAGAAAGCUUCCAAAAAAUAUUGGUAUGGUAGAAUCGCUUGUGGAAAUAGAUAUUUCCAGCUGCUCAAAUCUUAUGGGGGCAAUGGAGGAGCUGGAGAAGAUGAAAUCAUUGCAAGUGCUCAAGGCUAGUGGAUUAAUGGAUAUAAAUCGUGUCCUUACUGUGGAGGUUGUAUCACAAGCAUCUAUUUGGCCUUGGGUUCCAAAACCAAGGGUACAAAUGUCAUUGGCCUCUUUACCAAGCUCUUUGGUCCGUUUAAAUCUUUCUACUUGCAAUCUAACCGAUGAUGCGUUUCCCAGGGAUCUUAUGCUCUCCAAGUUGCAGCAUUUAUCUCUAGAUGGAAAUCCAAUUUCUAGCCUACCAAACUUUAUUAAAGAUCAUAAAAGUCUCCAAAUCUUGUUUUUAAGAAAUUGUUCAAAGCUCCAGCAGAUUCUAUGGCCAUCGACCAGCUUAGACACUCUGGUUGUCAAUCAUGGCAAUGCAUUGGAAAAAGUAACAUUUGAGACGGGAUUCAGUUUUGGAUACCUCACACGUCUUUACUGCCGUAAAUUAAAUCACAUUCAGGGAAAUUUCAAGGUCUCACCCGUCAGAGAAGUUGAUGUGGAACUGCUCAACAGUAUUGGCUUCUUCAACUUGGACUCUAUGGCACAUGUUGAGGCUAAACUUGUGAAUCACUAUUCGGGAAUGCACGGUGACGUGGUUCCCAUUCAGAUACUGUAUCAAGAUCACACAUUCCACGCAUUUUUUCCUGGGAGAGAAGUUCCACAGUGGUUUAGCAAGAAGAACGGUGGAUCCAGCAUAUCAUUUACUACGACCUUAUCUCCUCAUUUCGGUUUUCGAGGCUUGAAUCUUUGUGCGGUGUAUACAUUUCCGGACGAUGUUCAACACUGGCCAUUUGCCUUUUCUUUUGAAAUCAGUAGCAAGACCCUUUGCAUGAAGACUGUCUUUAUAAUAAAAUUCUAUGGCAUUCAGGAAAAAGGUGGAGAUAUGGUAUGGUUAAGCCAUUGCUUCAAAGCAAAUCUGUUUACAGAGGGCGAUGAAGUGGAAGUUUCUUUCAGCAAUGAUAUAAGUAGCGAACAUUUUAAGGAGUGUGGAGUCCACCUUUUGUACUUUGAAGAACAGGGAGAAUUGCUCCAACACAUUAGCACUCUACAACGCUCAUGGGAUCCAAAUUUGUCUCUAUAUGAGCCUGAGGCAGAAGCACCAGAGAUGUACGAAGCAGGGGUGUAUACAGCCAUAUACGAUGGAGUGCAACUGGCAACUUGCUCCAAUGAAGCAUCGAGCUCCUACAAAUUUUGUACAAGCUGAUCACUUGUUAAACCACUGAAUUCGGAUGCAUGAAAUGAGAGAAGUUCGGGUACAGCAAACGUGUAUCUUUUGUGGAACGCCUACCUUCACAAACAGCCUAGCUAUUGAACAAUCUCUAAGCACAUGGGUGAAUUCUUUUGAGGAGUUACAAGCUGCAUGUAUUAGAAUAAAUAAAUAUCUUGUAAUCAAUAAAUAUGUCUUUGGAUAAG